GCGCGCACGUGUUAAGCCAUGGGUUCCGGGAACGCGCGCGGAUUGUCCACCAUCUCAGCCCAUAGUCAGGCUGUGCACCUCGCGCGUCUUAUCAUCCACUUCCAUAGCGAAGCUUUGAUCCUCCACGAGCACUGUGAUGAAACGGAAAAGAACGUAUGCCUGUCACCAAAGAAAUGAGUGAGUCGUCGUCCUUUCACUCAGCGACGCUUGUGUCAUUGGCCCGAUCGCUGUCCGGGCUUGGGCUUGAUGCUGCCAAUGGAGGCCCUAUCACCCCUCUUGACAAUGAUGAGCCCCCUCCUCCGGAGUCUGGCAUCGAUCUAGGCCCUGGGCUUUUUUUUGCCGAUGGGAAGAGAAAAGUGGACUACGUCCUCUGCUACAAAUACAAAAAAAGGCGGGCAUCCAAGGCACGCCUUUCCAUUGCAUCCAAUGGAAGUAUACCCUUUUCGAUGCCAGGCCGUUGUGAAACGGAAGUAGAGUCUGGGGAGGCAGGUGCACCUGCAGGAGAUGAGGAGUCAAAGCUGUCUGAGGAGGAAAAGGCUAUAAUGAGGGAGGAGUUUGAAGCGGGUCUACUGGAAGCUGGACUACAGCUAGAGCGUGAUAAAAUGAGGGCAAAUUGCAUAUGGGUUAUUCGGCUGCACAUCCCAUGGCCAACACUCAGUCGAGAAGCAGAGCUUCAGAAGAUCAAAGUUGCUGUGAAAAAGAAGUGUGAAUUGCGGAAACGGAUGGGCAUUGCUGGGAUGUGGGAUUCCAUUAUUGGCAAAUUCAACAUACCGUUUCAACCAGACGUCCCUGACUUUGACAUCCACAGAGACUCACAGACACGCGUCCACUUCAAAACCCUCAAACACCAUUUUAUCAGAGACAAGCUCCACCUGUACGACAUCAAGUCAACAGACACUGUAUUCGACAACGCAACACGCAGCAGAAUAGUGGCUGAGAUUAUUUCACGCACUACCUGCAGACAAACUUGCCAAACCACUGGCAUCAGCUCAUUAUUGGCUCGGGGUGUCUACGACUCUGCCUUCCCUCUGCAUGAUGGGUCAUUCACAAGGAGAGGACGAAAGGAUCAGCGAAAUGACAGACAGCUCCUCCAUGAAGAAUGGGCUAACUAUGGAGUCAUGCAUAAAUACCAGCCUGUGGACCUGAUCAGGAAGUACUUUGGAGAGCAGAUUGGGUUGUAUUUUGCCUGGCUGGGUGUUUACACUCAGCUCCUCAUCCCUCCCUCAGUACUGGGCAUCAUUGUCUUCCUGUACGGCAUAUUCACUGUGGAUGACAAUGUGCCAAGCCAGGAGACAUGUGAUGACAACCUGAACAUCACCAUGUGUCCACUGUGUGAUGUAGUGUGUGACUACUGGCGUCUGAGUACAGUGUGCUCACUGGCCCGAGCGUCAUACCUGUUCGACAAUGGAGCCACUGUCCUCUUUGCCAUUUUCAUGUCUCUGUGGGCUGCUUGUUUCCUUGAGCACUGGAAAAGGCGACAGAUGUGUCUGAAACAUAUGUGGGACCUGACGAGCUUGGAGGAUGAGGAGGAGCGAGUCCAGGAGGAGCUGAGGCCUGAAUAUGAAGAAGCUGUACAGGAGAAAAAAGAUAAGGUUAAAGCAACGUCUAAGAAGAAGUUAAUUCAUGCUGGGGAGGGCAUAGAUGGAGAAAAAGACCAGAUGCUGGCCUCGCAGCAGGAACCAGACUCCCUGGAUAUUGAGGAUCACCUGUCGGGUUAUCUCAUCAAUGUGUCUACCUUACUACUACUGAUCUUCGUAACCUUCUCGGCAGUGUUUGGGGUGGCAGUUUAUCGCAUCUGCAUGUUAAGUGUGUGGUCCAUGAACCCUGAUCCUGAAGCCAAGGCCAGCGUGAGGAUGACCGUCACCACCACAGGCAUCAUUCUAAAUAUGCUGGUCGUUCUGGUGUUGGAAGAAGUCUAUGGAGCGAUCGCUGUGUGGCUGACUGAACUGGAACUUCCUAAGACAAAGGAAGAGUUUGAAGAGAAGCUGAUCUUUAAGUCUUUCUUCCUCAAGUCCAUGAAUGCCUUUGCACCUAUUUUCUAUGUGGCCUUCUUUAAGGGCAGGUUUGGUGGGCGGCCUGGCGAUUAUGUUUACGUCUUUGGAGACUAUCGCAUGGAGGAGUGCGCUCCACCAGGCUGCCUCAUCGAAUUGUGCAUCCAGCUAAGCAUGAUCAUGCUUGGAAAGCAGCUUAUCCAAAACAAUGUGUUCGAGGUUCUCAUACCUAAGCUAAAAAAGAUGUACAGAACAAUACAGGAAGAAAAAGUAAAAAAGAGAGCAGCAGAAAAUGAAGAGAAUGACACGGAAGAGAAGAGACCAAAGCAACAAUAUGACAAAGAUUACACCCUUGAACCCUUUGAAGGCGUGACCCCAGAGUACAUGGAAAUGAUAAUCCAGUAUGGGUUUGUGUCUCUGUUCGUUGCCUCCUUCCCGCUGGCGCCAGCGUUCGCUCUGCUUAACAACGUCAUAGAGAUUCGCCUCGAUGCUGCAAAAUUUGUCACUGAGAUUCGACGGCCUGAUGCUGUGAGGUGUAAAGACAUAGGGAUUUGGUACAACAUUCUCUGUGGAAUCAGCAAGUUCUCUGUCAUUACCAAUGCAUUUGUCAUCUCCUUCACGUCAGAGUUUGUUCCACGAAUGGUUUACCAGUACAUGUACAGUGUAAAUGGCACCAUGAAUGGCUACACAGAGCACUCACUGUCCUACUUUAAUGUCAGCAACUUCUCACCGGGCAGUGCACCCACCACCACCCUGAUCACCGGAGUCUCUAUGUGCAGGUUAGACUCUUUUAACCUUGACCUUUAAAUCCUUGAGCCCAGCAGCUUAAUGCUUACUUUACCUAAAUCCCAAACUUGACUUGAGUUUUCAGAAACUGUAAACUCUGGGGUU
Messenger RNA from Perca fluviatilis (European perch), 2882 nucleotides. Its product is annotated as anoctamin-2-like. The record is from RefSeq and is a predicted model, not a curated record. The transcript has 25 exons. Gene Ontology annotation, molecular function: chloride channel activity; protein dimerization activity. Lineage: Eukaryota; Metazoa; Chordata; Actinopteri; Perciformes; Percidae. The coding region runs from base 156 to 2798 and encodes 880 amino acids. Gene Ontology annotation, biological process: chloride transmembrane transport. Gene Ontology annotation, cellular component: plasma membrane.